UUUGUCUUGGAAAAAAUGGCUCCAAGAGGGGAUUCUUGGAGGCACAAUGAAGAAGUUAUUCUUUGCCAAGCUUGGAUCACCGUUGGGGGUGAUGGUUGCAUCGGAAAAGAUCAAAAGUCGGAUUUAUUGUGGAGUCGUGUGGCGGAGGAGUACAAUGCUCACAGACCGGCCGGUUGCAUGGAGAGAACACAUUCUAGUUGCCACUCUCGUUGGAAGAGAAUAAGUCCGGCAUGUAUGAAGUGGCGCCAAGCUCUUAACAAGGUCGAACACUUUCAACGAAGAAGCGGCGAAAAUAUGGAGGACGAGCUCAUGAAUGUUAAAUCAACGUACUACGACUCGGAAGGUUGCGAUUUUGUGUUUGAGCAUUGUUGGCAAUACUUGAAAAAUACGGAAAAGUUUGGGAAAACGCCAUCAAUGGAAAACACCCACUUUAGUCCUAAUCAUGUCAACUUGGAUAGCGAUGAAACACCCACUACUGAGGAUGAGCUUCCCUCAUCAAGAAAGGCACGUCCUCAAGGACAGAAAGCUCAGAAGCUAGCUAAGAAAAAAAGCAAUAAGCAGGAUGCGGAUGGCCUACGAGUUCAAAUGCAGAAAUGUUAUGAACAAACCGAACGCAAGUACCAACAAAGGCAAAGACAGUUUGAGGAAGGUCAACUAAUUGAGCAACGCGCUGAGGAUGCUCGCACGAUGCAGGUGGAUCCAUCAAUUUUCACCCCAAGAAAGAGGAGUUAUUGGGAGAGGAAGCAACAACAAAUAAUUGAUAAGGAGGCCGAAACUUCAAGCAUCCCGGAACAAUCUCAAUAUCCUACACCCCCUGAAAGAGACAACACUGGAUUGACCACUUAUGAUCCACUUGGCGAGACAUCUUGGAUGUAA
This is a messenger RNA of Rosa chinensis, 876 nucleotides long. RefSeq names its product glutathione S-transferase T3-like. The record is from RefSeq and is a predicted model, not a curated record. The coding region runs from base 16 to 876 and encodes 286 amino acids. The transcript has 2 exons. Lineage: Eukaryota; Viridiplantae; Streptophyta; Magnoliopsida; Rosales; Rosaceae.